GGCCCGCCUCCUGUUCGUCUCAGAGUUGACCUGAUUGGAUGGUGACAGAGGCUUUUUGUAGCUGAGCUGCGAGUCAAAACACUCCGAAGGCGAAAGUGAGGCAGCGAUGAACCGACCAGGUUUUGGUGGGGCUUCACCAUCCAUUAGCUUCUCCACAAGGAUAACAGAAAAUGGAUGCUCGGCCUCGGAUCUAACCGAGGAGGAAAUAGACAACCUGCGAUUUGAACUUGAAAAGGUGGAGGAGGAAAUUCAAACUUUGCGGCAGGUGCUUUUGGCCAGAGAAAAAUAUGCCGCGGACAUCAAGAGGCAGCUCGGUAUGAGCCCGCUCAGUAACAUCAAACAGAACCUGUCCAGAGGCUGGCAAGACGUCCAGAUCUCAGCCCCAUACCUCAGAGCCUCUGCCACUUUGGAGGACAUCAGUCACUCCAACAUAUAUAUGAGGACACGGGAGGGGCUCUCUCAUGCAGGCCAGGUGACAGCUUCUGCAAUGUCCAACGUGGGCGUGACCAUCACCAGGAGACUGUCACAGAUGAGAGCUCUGCCUCUUCCGAGCCCACCACGCACCCUGAGCCACACCAUGAGUGUGCCGACUAUGAGACAUUCCUCUACGUUUAAGUCUUUUGAGGAAAUGGUUGGAAAUGUAAAGGACAAGGUGAGUGGCAGUCGGACAAUGGAUAAUGGAAACACCUCUGGGUUUGAAAGACGAUCCUCACGCACAUGAGAAAGAACCUUCCCCCAU
This is a messenger RNA of Etheostoma spectabile (orangethroat darter), 739 nucleotides long. Its product is annotated as tumor protein D54. Bases 107 to 721 code for a protein of 204 amino acids. Gene Ontology annotation, cellular component: cytoplasm. The transcript is spliced from 9 exons. The record is from RefSeq and is a predicted model, not a curated record. Lineage: Eukaryota; Metazoa; Chordata; Actinopteri; Perciformes; Percidae.